UCUCAUCUGUUUGUCAAAUUUUUUAGAAGGUUUAACUAGUAGCCGGAAAAGAGAGAGAGAAGGGGGUUAGGGUUCAACACAUGUGAUGGGCAGCACCAGCACUAGUAGGAUGCUUUCCCCUGCUCGAACCGUUGUCCAAUUCCAGUCCAGUAGUUCAACCCAUGAUCCUGAUGAAGAGGUAUCCUUAAACCUUAUGGGAACAAUCUUUAAGGUCAAGAGCUCUGCAACCAUAAAAGAUCUCAAGGCAAUAAUAUGUAACAAGUACAAAAUUGGUGAUAAUUAUCCGGAGUUCCUCUUGGCUGGUCACCCGCUCAUGGACUUCCAAAGGGUAAUCGACUGUGGAUUUCUAGAGUGCUCUGUUGAUCUUGUUUUCAAGAAUAUUGUGAAAAUGAGAUUAUAUGUCAAACUACUAUCUAGUCAGGACACCAUUGAGAUUGAGGCAAAACCAGAAGAUACCAUCCAAAAAAUAAAAAUAAUGAUUCAUGCUAAGAAGAAGUUUCAACCGGACCUAUUCACACUUGUCUAUGAUGGGAAGCUCCUUGAGGAUGACAUGACACUGGCCUCAGAAGAUUUGAGGAAUGAAUCUAUCCUUUACAUGGUUUCUGCUCCUAAAGAUAUUAUUUCAAUAUCUGUGAAAGCACCUACAGGAGAGACUUUCAAAUUCAAGGUUAAACCCUUGUUUACUGUUAGAGAUGUCAAAACUAUAGUUGAGAGCUAUACUGGUUUCUCAGUCAGUGAUCACAAUCUGAUCUAUUCCGGAAAUGAGCUUGAGGAUCUGAAGACAUUGGCCUUUUAUGACAUCGAAGAUGAAUCAGUAUUAGAGGUCUCACCUCCCUAUUUUCAUAUAUUUGUUAAAGUUUGUGAUGGGAAACUUAUAAGUAUUGAUGUGAAGCCUAGUGAUAGUGUCAAAGAACUGAAGAGCAUGAUUUUUCGCAAGCUUAAUGUGUCAUUGAUGCCUCUUGAUUUUUAUAAGCUUGUGUUUCACUGGGAACAGCUUGAUGAAAUUCGGGAUCUGGCAAGCUACAACAUACGAAAGGGCAGCAAGCUUCGUUUGGUUCUCUCAUCAUCUGUUAUUGUAAGGGAUUAAGCAUGUUAGCAUUUUCUUCAUUGUGUUUUGAACUGUGGAAACCCUUAGCAAAGUUUGGAGGCCUUUGAUAUGUCAUGUUACAUCUGGUCAUCUGGACCUUUCUGUAAGACGAUUUUUGUUCCCAUUGGCUCCUCCUAGUUUCCAUCGAAUAUUUCCAUAAGAAGCAGUAUGGUACUCAUUGUUGAUGAAGUAAAACUAGAACCUUCAAGUACACUGGAAAUCGUAGUUAUGAGCCGAUCAGAAGAAGCAAAGCUUAGAGUACCAGAUCCUGGACACAAUCUCAACUUUGUAGUGCUUUUGGAAGACAUCUUCAGGUUCUGUAUAUACUGCAUAUCAUAUUCAGACAUUUGCUAGUCAGCUUGCUCAUGCCACUUUCAAUCAAUGUAAUGUACAAUU
This is a messenger RNA of Argentina anserina (silverweed cinquefoil), 1483 nucleotides long. RefSeq lists its product as uncharacterized. Gene Ontology annotation, cellular component: nucleus; cytoplasm. NCBI's taxonomy places the organism in Eukaryota, Viridiplantae, Streptophyta, Magnoliopsida, Rosales, Rosaceae. The transcript is spliced from 2 exons. The record is from RefSeq and is a predicted model, not a curated record. Bases 86 to 1087 code for a protein of 333 amino acids. Gene Ontology annotation, biological process: protein ubiquitination; modification-dependent protein catabolic process. Gene Ontology annotation, molecular function: ubiquitin protein ligase binding; protein tag activity.